AUGCUCCUGGAGGAGGCCAAGUCCGAGUUCAAAAAGAAAAAUGCCAAAAUCAAGGCUGUCGAGGGUCACCUGGAAGCAGCCAGAACAGAAACUUGGGUGCUGACCCAAUGGCUCGAGCAGACGAAGGACGAGCUGGAUAUGGUCAGAGAAGAGCUAAAGUGUGCAUAUGAGCUGAAGCAAGAACCAAAGCUCGAAACCCAGCUACCCGGAACGCCUCAAGCCAGCAGAACAGGAUCCCCGAACCCAGACUUUUCCUGUGGAGGAAGGAUGGAUGGCCUGCUCUGUAAAGCCUCACCGAAUUUCACUCCGGGACAUCCCACCUGCAUUGAGGGGACAGCACGCCGCCGAAUGCCACCAGGCAUCGCCCCCGGGAUAACACCUAGAGACCUCGAUAAACGGGCAAAGAACAUUAAUAAGUUCACCCCGAAUCAUGAAGGGGGACACGACAUCCAUGCCUACCUACAGGACAUUGACUUUCAUCUUCAGAUGAUGCCCCAGGUCACCACCAGAGACAGAUUAUACCUGCUGAGGAGAACAUCCAGCCUUGAGGUCCGGAGUUUCUUAGAUCGCCAGCCAGAGCAGGUCAAAGCCGACUGCCUACUCCUGCGAAAGGCACAUUAG
This is a messenger RNA of Pangasianodon hypophthalmus (striped catfish), 621 nucleotides long. RefSeq lists its product as uncharacterized. The transcript has a single exon. Bases 1 to 621 code for a protein of 206 amino acids. The record is from RefSeq and is a predicted model, not a curated record. NCBI's taxonomy places the organism in Eukaryota, Metazoa, Chordata, Actinopteri, Siluriformes, Pangasiidae.